GCCUGCCUUUACCUACGCGCACAUGCAUGCACGGACGCACAGAAACAGACCCUGACAUACACACAUACACACACACACACACACACUCGGCGAUCCAUCGCUCCGGUUUUCUGCUGCCUUCACAUGCGUCCCGACCGACUCCGCGUAGCGCUGGCUGCGCCAAGAUGAGCGAUGGUCGUCCCGGUACCAUCUGAACGUCUCACCGCCUGACUGACCCAGAGCCGGGGACAGAGAGAGAGAGCGAGUGAGAGAGAGAGAGAGAGAGAGAGAGAGAGCGAGAGAGCGAGAGAGAGAGAGAGAGAGAGAGAGAGCGAGAGAGAGAGAGAGAGACCGUCUUCCCUCUCUCACAACCCAUCUUCCCUUCGCUUGGAAGAGACCGCAGCGCAAGCCGUUUCUUUCGGCACCUUUCCUUUUUUUCAUCCCCCCCUCUCCUCCUCCUCCUCCUCCUCCUCCUUUUUCUCGCUGCAUCCCUCCGUUACUGUCGGUCUCUCGGUUUACAGGGGAAACCGAAGAGCCCCGUCGUGAUUCUGUGGAAAUACAUUUUUGCAUUUCUUUUCCCUGCUGGGUGUUGGUAGCGCGCAGUUGGUGCGCGCCUCUGCAAAUUCCGGUGAAUGGUGGAUUUGGCAAACAUGGAGACCGUGGAGAAGGAAUGCGGGGCCCUCGGGGGUCUAUUCCAGGCGAUUGUCAACGACAUGAAGUGCUCCUAUCCUGUGUGGGAGGACUUCAGCGCCAAGGCCACCAAGCUCCAUUCCCAACUCCGAACCACUGUUCUGGCUGCUGUGGCCUUCCUGGAUGCCUUUCAGAAGGUGGCGGACAUGGCUACCAACACCAGAGGGGCAACCAGAGAUAUCGGCUCAGCUCUGACCAGGAUGUGCAUGAGGCAUCGCAGCAUUGAGGCCAAACUUCGCCAGUUCACCAAUGCUUUGAUGGAGAGUCUGAUCACUCCUCUCCAAGACAAGAUUGAGGACUGGAAGAAGACUGCCAACCAGCUGGACAAGGAUCAUGCCAAAGAGUACAAGAGGUCACGCCAUGAGAUCAAGAAGAAGUCAUCUGACACCAUGAAACUACAGAAGAAGGCUCGUAAAGAGAUCCAGGGGCGAGGGGACCUGCAGCCCCAGCUGGACAGCGCCAUGCAGGAUGUGACCGACAUGUGCCUGUUGAUGGAGGAGACAGAGAAGCAGGCAGUGCGCCGCGCCCUGGUGGAGGAGAGGGGUCGCUUCUGCACCUUCAUCGGCUUCCUUCAACCAGUCGUGAAUGGAGAGAUCGCUAUGCUGGGAGAGAUAACCCACCUGCAGGCCAUCAUCGAUGACCUCACUGUGCUGACAACUGACCCCCACAAACUGCCCCCUGCCAGUGAACAGGUGAUUAAAGAUCUGAAGGGGUCAGAUUACAGCUGGUCCUAUCAGACCCCUCCGUCAUCCCCAAGCAGCUCUGGCUCACGCAAGAGCAGCAUGUGCAGCAGCGUCAACAGCGCCCACAGUAGCGCCUCCCGUUCGUCAGGGGGAGGCGGUAGUGGUGGCAUUGGUGGCGGUGGUGGAGGCUCUCUGCCCCACUCACCGACCUCCUCCUCCUCCUCCUCCUCCUAUCGCUACCGCAGCAGCUUGCCACACCAGCCUCCGCCACCAGGGGGCAUCGCGGCCCACCGCCUCAGCAGCGUCUCCUCUCACGAUUCAGGCUUCGUCUCCCAGGAUGCAAACAUCUACUCCAAGCCCCCCUCACCCAUGCCCUCGGACAUCACCAGCCAGAAGUCAUCCAGCUCAGCAUCAUCAGAGGCCUCAGAAACAUGCCAGUCAGUCAGUGAAUGCAGCUCCCCCACCACUGAUUGGUCCAAAGCAGGUCAGUAUGAGCAGCCAGUGGCUGCAGCAGCAGUUCAGAGGAGAAAGGAACCUCUCGACAGGCUGAGGGAGAACGAGGCAUCACCAAGCUCCCAGGGCUACGCUGGACCAUCACACGCUGAUGACGGGCAGAGGCCCAGGAUGAAUCCGGCUACCAUCGCUGCCAAGCAUGGAGAGGAGAUUUCUCCAGCAGCCAGUGACCUGGCCAUGGUGCUGACCAGAGGACUAAGUAUGGAGCAGCAGAAAAGCAGCAGAGACUCCCUGCAGUACUCCAGUGGCUACAGCACAGAGACCACAACCCCGUCCUGCUCUGAGGACACAAUCCCUUCACAAGGUUCAGAUUAUGACUGCUACUCAGUGAACGGGGAUGCUGAAGGCCCAGAUGGACAGACCGAGUUUGACAAGUCCUCCACCAUUCCUCGCCACUCCAACAUCGCCCAGAACUACCGGCGUAUGAUCCAGACCAAGAGGCCAGCCAGCACGGCUGGUCUACCCAGCGGGGUGCUCGGCCCUGGGGGUCAUGGCAUACCAGGACAGCCUGGUGGAGCUGGUGGGGGUGGAGUAGGGACACCAGGCACUGCCACCAUCCGCCGAACCCCAUCUACCAAACCAGGUGUGAGGCGCACCCUGUCCAACGCAGGGCCCAUCCCUAUUCGACCACCCAUUGUGCCUGUCAAGACACCUACUGUUCCCGGAGACUCACAUUCGCCUGGUGCGGGUGGUAGCGGGUAUGCAGGUGGAGGGCAUCCAGGUGGCGUGCCUGUGCGUGUGGGCAGCGAGGAGUGCGUGUUCUUCACUGGAGUCGAGGAUGCACAGGGAGCGCUUGAUUAUGUGAAGGCAUCACCCAAGCGCCUCAGCCUGCCUAACACCGCCUGGGGGUCAGGGGCAGCAUUAGAGGUCUACGCCCAGCAGCAUGGGGGCCUUGCAAUGGGAACAGGUUCAGGAUCAGAGGAGGAUCAGAUGAUCGCAGCGAAUCGGCACAGCCUAGUGGAGAAGAUUGGCGAGUUGGUAGCCAGUGCGCAUGCCCUUGGAGAGGGGCAGUUUCCUUUCCCCGCCCUCCCUGAUGACCCAGCCCCGCCGCCAACUGGCUCCAUCGAUGCUCAAACAGGGACAGAAGGGGCAGAGGGGUCCGGUGACAUGUUGACCACCAUCAGGAGAGGAGUCCGACUUCGCAAGACCGUCUCUAAUGACCGCUCGGCGCCGCGCAUCUUGUGAUUGGAGUAGAAGCAGAAAGGGGAAGAUACUUGUCAGCCAAUAGGGAGUCAGGUGUUGGUGUGGUGCAACCCAACCGCCUAGUACAUACACAAGAACUUAACCAUGUAGGGAAAUCUAUAAUAUAACAGAAGAUGAAUGAAAACAAAACAUACACAAAAAAUAAGUUUAAAGACACCAUUAGAGUAAAUGAUAUAUAAUAUAAUGAUAAUAAUAACAUUAAUAAUGUUAACUCAUGCUGACAAUUAAAGUUAAAUACUGAAUAUUGACAGGCUCCUAGCAGGCCACUAUAACUAGUGUGUGUUGGACGCAUGUUUCUCUUCUCUACACCCUCACCCAGGGAUGGAAAGACUCAUAGGAAGAACUGAUACGAUUUAAAAAAGAGGUAAAGACAGAGAGAAAGACUGGGUUCUGUUUGCCAACUUACUGCACACCCUUCCCCAUCCUCUUCUCCAACUAACCCGACUGUCUAAUCCUACAUGAGAGACUGAUGACUGAAGGAGGGGCCAGUGGGGGCAAGAGAGAGGGCGGGGCAUCAGAGUGCCAUCUGACCAGCUGGAUUUGAACCCAGGCUGUCUCAGCAGCAACACACUGUACUUAUUAGCCCACUGAACUGAAGCUUUGGUAUUAGCACGGGGAGCUAACAAGCCAGAGGGCUCCUCUGGUUCAUCCUAAUGUAGAACAGUCUUUAAAAAAAUACUGUUGGCAUUGAACCGUGCUAGUGCCCCCUUCCCCUCUCUCUCUCUCUGUGCGUGUAGUGUGCGAGUGCAUUCAUGUGUAUGCACGCGAGCGAGUGUGAAAUGUGAGUGUGUGUGCACGUGAUUGAUCGUGUGUGUGUGUGUGUGUGUGUGUAUGUGUGUGUGCGAGGGGGGUGGGUAGAGCUCUGCUGCAGGACAGCUGGUUACCCAAUGAGGGCAGGGCUUUUCUCCUGUGUGUUGUGCGUGUAUUUUCUUGUUUAUAUCGUGACGUCAUUUACCUUGUUACCACUGUACGAGAAGUUACAAGAAGUAAUCCAGGCGUAUAGAUAUAUUCAUAUAUAUUUUCUAGAACCAGAGAGAAAAUGUUAAUCAGAAAUGGAGCAAUAAAUGUGUUUUAUUUUCUUGUUUCGAGGAAGAGGAUCGAUGGAGGAUUGCAGGUUCUCCUUUGUCACAUUCAGGCAAUCAUCAGGAAUGCUAAAAUUACACAUCGACUGUGAAUUCAUGCCUCGCUGGUUUUGGCGUGUGUCUCUCUCUCUCUCUGUCCCUGUCUCUUUCCAGUGGAGGAAAUGGAUUACAAAAAAGAAAAAACAAAAAAAAAAAAAGGAAAACUGUAAGCACUUUGAUAGGUGGUAGAGUAUGUGCAGUGCAAUAGCCACUAGGUGUUGCUGUAGUCAUACUGUGUAAUAGAGAGAGUGAAAGUGAGAGAGAUGGUUGCCAAUAAGACCGUGUCCUGAGGAAAUGAUUUAAUUUGUAGAAGAAGAAGAAGUAGGCAGACAGGCAAAGAGGAAGUGAUAAAGAAUGGUGGAAUUGGAGUGAUUGGUUACAUGACAGAUGGGUUAAGAAAGUAGAGCAACAUAUUUAUUUAAAACAGGAUUGGACGUCAAGCCAUCACCUGCUGUGGGUUGUGAAUAGUACUGAAGCUGUUUAUGAUGUGGCUGCACUGGGAUCUGAAGGAAGACAUAAAAAUACAUGGCACAAAUAGCUCAGACAUAUUUUCUCACUAACCAUGCAGAUAGCUUUGGUUUUAUUUGCCCAGGUUUUGACAUUUCAGCCACCACUCCAGGUUAACCAAUAUGAAUGGAAUUUGUGAUAUUAUUUUUUUUUUUAAAUGACAUUUUAAAAAAUGAACGGCAACUAAUCUUCUCAGAAACAAUGUCCUUGUCACUUUGGAUCAUCUACAGGCCCCAAUUUCAUCAGAACUACCUUCAACCACAGAGACAGCCCCCUGAAAACCUUUUGACAGCGCCAUUUUGUAGAUCAGGCAGGGUAACAAGAACACUGAACAUGGAAAGACACAUCGCUUGAAUCGUUGAAUUUUUCAAAUGACAUUUUCCAACUCUGUGAGCACCAGAAUUUCAAUCACAUUUUUCUCCAUUGUACUGAAGUGGAGGCAGAAAUCUACAGGAAUCAAAAUCUGGGCAAAUUAAACCAAAAUUAUCUGCAUGCCUAGAAAACACUAGUAGUAAAUGAGAGAAUAUGUUUAUCUGUCAUUUGGGUGAAACAACCUCAAUAUACAUUAACAAAAGACUUGAAAUGUAUUUGCACACGUAGAUGGAACUGAUGCAGAAAUGUAUUUUCAGUGUACAAACACUGUACUGUAUAUUACAAAGUAUUUUUCAGCCAUGUUCAUGUGCAAAUACAUUUCAGCACAAAGGAUUAUCUGCAAAUAUAUUCUUACCAGUACUGUAUUUUUGCAUUUUGGGAAAGGACAGUUAAGUGUUAAACAUAGCUGAACAACGCUAUUUUGCAAUUCUGUGGUAAGAAUAAAAAACACAUCACCUAGCACUAAUGUUACCAUAGGAGACAAACAAUACUGAAAAGUGUGAAUGAAUUCUUGUAGGAACAUAAUAGUUUGUUUUUUUUGUUUUUUUCACUUGUCACCAUAUUGCUCUGUCAAUGUCUGAUGGCUGAUUCGUGUUUACGCUGAUGAUGUUUGAGCUACAGGCAGGACAUAAAGAAAGCACAGGUACAAUUGUUUGUUGAUGAACAUCAUCAAUUAAAACUUAAAAAAAAAACAUUGAGACUAGCAUUUAUUCAGUCAUAAGGAAUGAAUGUAGCUUCAGGAUGCUGUGUGAACACAUAAUGUGCUGUCAAAAUCUUUUAGAAUUUACCGGACUACUCCAGUUUGAUUCAGCUCAGCUCAGUGCAAAUAUAACCAAGUUCAGCUCAGGACACGGCUGUAUGAAAGAAUUAUUUAUGGACAUUAAAAUGGGAGAAUAGGUGAUUCGCUCGCUGAUGACAAAGAAAGAUUUAAAUUAGACUUUGAAAGCUGACAGAGAGAGAUGUGUGGAAUGAGCAUUUCACUGCCUGUUCAUACAAUAUGUACUGUAUGUGCUGUACUUGUAAAUGAGAAUCAGGCGCACAGAUUUGGUAUAAAGGUUUGUUAGAAAAUAUUACAUGGGUUAUUCAGUUUUAUUAUAUAUUUUUUCUUUCUGCAGUACUGUUUGAGUAUUUAGUCUUACUUUUAAAUAAUGUAAAAAGAAGAAAAACCCCAGCUGUAACACAAACUACUAAGCUGUGUAACAUACGGAUGUAGGAUGUGUGGGCUGAGAGUGAGUGCAUCCUUGUUUGGCUGUUGAACUGUAGGCUAGUGAACUCUUCAUCAACAUGUCUGUAUGCUCUAUUAGCAGUGACCUGAACAUAGCCAGUGACAUCAACACUCAUACAUGCUCUUUUUGUGGACUUAUUUCUAUUUUUUGCCUCGAACAGAGCACUGUUUUAGACCUAUUUCUGGCUGUUUUAAAAGAAAAUUAGGAUGAUUUAAUUAAAAGAGAUGGAGAGGAGAAUGUUCGCAAUUUUUAAACAUUGUCACCCUCUGUGAGCACGCUAUUUUGUUGAACUUUAAAACAGUGCUUCAGUAAGGGGAGGUUUAUUUUUUUUCCUGGGGGGAACUACUGUAUGUGUGUUGUCACAUGCGGAUGCUGUGUGUUGUAUCAGCUGAACAUGACUGGGUGAGAGGGUGGAAGGGGAGAGCAGCGGGCUUGGACUCCAUCCCCCCAAAAACAUAUUUUGGGUGAGGAGAAAUGUUUCUGAAGAGUUUGUGUCAGACCGCCUGUCAAGGUCACACUGUACGUAUGCUGAAUGUACUACAAGGUGAAGGGGGACAUGGAACUGUUUGACUUGCUUGAACUGUUGCAAUGUCAGAACCUUGUUCUCGUACAACUGAAUGAAGUUUCCAGUUUAACUUGCAGGAAAGCAAUAGAGGGGUAGUGUGCAUGUACGUACAUUCACAUUGAUGUUCCAGUGUGGGUGUUAUAAAGGAAAAUAUCAAUGUUUUGUCCAUUCUAGGAUACUUGUGUUCCACAUCUAAAACCUGUCCCCUAUGGCAUGGAUCUGAUGAUGUAAUUUGGAGUUUAGAGACCCUUUACUAAACAUCCAAGAACACUGCAAGAGCCAAUGCUACUAGUCUGAAUGUGUAUGUGUGAGCCUGUCCUCCCAAGAAAAAACGACACUAUAGGUCGUAAAUUCAGUGGCCAAAAACAACCUAUAGUUACGUUUGAUUUACAGACGCCAUCUAGCAGCCAUAGAUGGCAAAAAGUGGCCAAAGCUAUAGGAGACUACUGUUUGAGACCACUGUUCACAUCCCAUUUCCAUCUCUCAGUGUCAACCAUCGGGACAUUUUUACCGUAUUUGACUGCAUUCAUAACUGUAACAUAGUGUUUACUGUUGCUGACGGUUGCCACGUUUUACCAUAUUUCAAGUGAUCAUUUUAACCCAACCAUGAUCUUUUCCUAACCCUAAACAAGCGUUUUUUGUUCCUAAACCUAACCAGACCUUAACCAUAGCAUUGUCACAUCAUAAAUCAUAAUUACUUUGUAACAGCGUUUUGUAAAGCGGCAUAUUAUGGUCCUUCUUUGGAAAGUGGUAUAUUACGCUCCUAUGGGUUGUUCUGGAGUGCAGAUACAAAUGAUCUAUGUGGUCGUUUCAUUUGGAGGACUUGUUGGUAUGUGCUGUAUGUGCAAACAACUGAAUUCACUGCCAGUUACCUACAGAGAGUUAUUGCUUGAAUAAAAGGUUUAUAAUGCCCCACAGACACAGACACACUGCUUACAGUAAUUCCAAAUGAUGGAUAACAUCUCAGGACAAGACAAGAACACUAUAACUGUAGGGUUUUCAUACUGAAUGGGAUCUAGAGAGAAUCAGGUCAAACUGCACAUGACCUGUCAUGCUACAGGACGACUGGCUUUAGGAUGAGUGUGACAUGAGUGUGGGACACAACAUUGCUAUUUUCCUUUAAAAUUCCCAGUUAACAGCACAAGAAGUUAUCUAACUAAACAAUAAUGUCUUUUUUUUAACAUGCUGAAUUAACUGUGUACUGAACUAACUGUCUGAACAAGCUGAAAUAACUACUCCGCUACAGAUGUGUCAAUAUGCCCAUUUUUAUUGAGUGUAUGUGUGUAGAAGUAGGCCUACCAGCAUGUGGGCAAAGCAGGAGCUACAAUGAAAAACAGGACAUUCUGUAGGAACAUACACACAGCACAUGGCCAGAUUUACAUGCGUGCAGGCAUGCGUGCGUACACACAAACACACACACACGCACACACACACACACACACAUACAAAUCCCAUCUUCAUUUACUGAGCACACUGCACAGUCUUAACUACAGCAUGUCCAAAAGGAACAAACACUGUAAAAGUAACAUUUUAACCUUCAUUUCACAAUUUCAUUAAGUUAAAAGGUCAAGAUAUCCCAUCUUCAUUUUCUGUGAAAUUACUACAUUUUAAAUUUCUUUUGGUAUUAGCUUUCUUGGUGCCUAGCAAGGCUAGCACACCAGUUAGGCAACAAUUGGACUCAUGGAAACCUGGAAGAUGGUACACUUAUGUCAUGUUACAGCUAGUUAUAUACAAACUUGAUUAAAAGAUGAAAUAAUGACCUUGUCUUAUAUACAUACAGGUAGUGCAGACUAUGGUGCUGUUGAUUAUUGGGCACAGUAUGUGACAGAUAUCAGCUUAUAGACUUUCAAAUGUUGACAGAAAAGUUUUUAGGAGAUACACUCACUUGCUUUCUUGUCCAGAGUGAGAUGAGAACAUUGAUACCACUCUCAUCUGUCUGUUAAAUUUGAAGCUACAGCUGGUUUUCUUAGAUUAGCUUAGCAUAAAGACUGAAAACAAUAAGAAACAGCUAGCUUGGCCUACCUGCACCUUUACAUUUCACUAACAUGCUAUAUCUCAUUUAUUUAAUCCAUGCAAAAACUGAAGUGUAAGUGUAAGUGUUAAGGGGAAAUACUCUGGAUGAUUUUGUUGCCUGACAACCUCAUGAUAGCGAAAAAGUGUAUUUCCCAAAAUUCUGAACCACUCUUUUAAUGUUUAAUCAAAACUUGUGAUACCCUUUUUGCAAUGGUCGGACCAUGGUGGGAUCAAGGUGUAAAUACUCAACAGCACCGUUGUCUGAACAGUCUGGAACUGUAUGAAAACUGCCAACAACUCAUGUCUCUGACCAACUAAUGUGGGGUAUGGAGGAAGCAAAGAAAACUAAAUUUACAUAUCCUCUGAUUCUAAACUUCUCCAACAGCUCUUCUUUUUCCAAUAUUCCUCUUUCUUUUCUUGCAUACCCCUGAACUUCCAAUCACUGGUUAAUACACCCAGGGAUGCCUUGCUGACAAGUUAAAAAACAACGCUUAUCAUGAUGAGAGUCCCAUUGGCUGUAUUCUGUCUCUCGAUACCUCGCAACCCAUCGAAACUAAUGAAAAAUAAUUCUAAUAAAGUCUUCAUUUUCACCACAGUCCACAGUGAAUAUGAGCUCAGCUCUGUCUCUCUCUCUCUGUCUGUCUCCCGUUCACUCUCCUCCCUUCCCUCUCACAAUGUGUGUGUGUGUCAGUAUCCAUGUGUGCCAUGGUCUAAAUGUAUGUGUGUGUGUGUGUGUGUGUGUCUGUAGUUGGUAAUGGCUAAUGGGUGGCAUCAUUAUGGCUCCAGAGUGUGUUGUUCAAAGAAGUGUUGUAAGCGUUAGCUAGAGUAAACUUCUUCCUGCUGUAGUAACAUGAGCUGGUUUCAAGGCAAGCAGCUGGAAUCUCAAUGCUAGAUUAAAUUUUAAUUCAUUUUGAUCAGGCUUUUUAAGACAUCUUUUUGGCAUCAUCUCAGAGGCAUCUUAUUUUACUUUGUUGGGUUCUUGGUGUGCUUCUUUCAAAGACACCUACAAUAUGCAAGUUUGAUUUUAGUAAUCUCCUGGUGUGUAAAGCACAAGGCUGACUGCCAAAUCUACCUUAGUUUAACAAAUGAAGAGUGCUGUUACUUCACUGAUGAUUACUUAAACACAAGUAAACCUACUAAAGUAAAAAUCAACUCUAAUUAAAACUAACUUUUGCUGAAUAGGGCCCAUUGUGGCCUCUAGUGAUAAUUAUAGCUUAAUGUUAAUUGCUAACAAUUUACACUUAAAACAAGCUGAAGGAGUCAUUAAACCAGAAAACUGAUUCAGUAACAUUGGUCACAAUGCUAGCUGCUGUAUAGAUAGGCAACAGUAUGCUAACCAGUUCACCAUAUCAACUUAAAAGGUAUGUUUACAGCUCAUUUCUGCUGCCUGCUGGUGGCCAAAAUAUUUGUUAUUUCAGGUUGAAGUAUUGUAAAAAAAAAAAAAAAACAUGAGAUGAAAGAGUCAGAGAGAUGAGGUGAGAAUUAGUGUUGCGUGUAUGUCAUCUUCACCAUAAUGUAAGAAUUAAGACAUGCAAUUUAAAAAAGUAAAAAAUCCAACUCCUUCUCUCUAAAGUCCCUGCUUCUUUACCAAUAGCUAUCAAGAGUUUUGAAUCAAGAAUGUUGACUUGUGUUGAGUGUCUCUAUCUACACUUUUCAUCACAAGUUUGACACUAUUAUUAGGGCUGAGUUUAAAACAAUUUCAGAAGUAGAUUUGAGAUCUCAGGGUAGGAGACUGUUGACUGCUAGCAUCUUGGUACAUUUGCCUCUUCGUUCUGAUUUACUGCCUCAGGCUACAGAUGCUUUUGUGUAGUGGUCUGCAUUUUUUGCCAAUAUCUGGCAUUUUCACUGCAUUUCAAAAUAUUUUUUAACAUUCCUUCAAACCAGUAACAACUCAAAUGACUUCAGAGCUCACCAGUGACCCAACAACUGACUCAACUGUUCCACAAUGUUUUUUGAGAAGUUCAUUUUGUAGACUUUCACAUCGGAUUUUGCUGUUGCCAGAAGUGAAAUGUAUUGAUAUUGAAUUUAAAUUGUAUCGAUACGGUAAAACAGAAGCUCUAGCUGCCUGGUGGUGCUUGAUGACCAUGAAAACACUGUUGAGUUUCCCUGGUUACUCAGAUUUAUAGGACAUUGGUGGACUUCCAACGUGAGCAUUUGCUUGCAGCGUGAAAACACCAGUAGAAAUCUAUAUCUCUUCAAAUGCAACACACUGAAACUUCCCGUCUUAAAUAUGAUGUAAAAAUACCACCCAUUUGAAGUAAGUGAAAUCAACCCGCUGUAGUUCUUUAUCUGACUGAUUCAAAUAAGAAAAGACUGUGUUGUUUAUGAUGAGAACAAAUGCAGCACUCUGAGUUUGCUUUAUAUAAAGCCCACUCCUUUAGCCAUCUGCCCAUACUGAAUGUGUCCUUCAUGUGUGUGCGUGCAUGUGUGUGUGUAUGUGUCUGUUGCACAAGGACACGUUGUUAAGACCCCCACUGUUCCUCCCUGUCACCUCCCACACACAAUCUGUCAAUCCUUCUUGCUGUCUGAUGCUAAGAAACCGACUACACACUCGCACAUACACACAGUACACACACUCAUCUGAAGCAAACAUGACUAAGGUAGAUUCUACGAAGCCACACGAGGGUCUGCUGAAAUCCCCCAGGGGAUCGUGAUGAAACACAUUGUAACUUCCUGUCAUACAGCCAUGCAGAACGGAGUGACCAAAGUGGCCUCCUGCUGCCAUUGUAACUAAACUGAAUGUCUUACUAUCAAUACUCCAGUUCUCGGUAGUGUCUGUUGUUCACUCGCUCGCUCUCUUACUCUUCUUCUUCCUCUGCAGACUCCAUCUGAACUCUACAAAGAAAUCUCUCCACCACUCACCAUUGAGGCAUUGAUAUAAUUUCUAUGUGGCCAUUUUGUUCAAAGGAUAACAUUGUGACGGAGUCAACAUCUGCUCUUAUGUUUCUGUACAAACCGAUCUUUUGCUCCUCUCUUCCUUCCCGAGUAGCCCUGCAGGCACUGUGGUCUUGUCUUUCUCUCUUCUUUCUGUCCCCUCCUCUGUUCUUCUUCUUUAAUUUAUUGUGAAUUGAUUUUCUAAGGUUCUUUCGCCUCUUGUCGCUGAUGAUAAGGUUUUAUUUUCUGUCUUCCUUUUUGUAAAAUUGACCCUUUUUUGUUAACUUUAGUCACUUGCUAAUGUAACAAAACGCACUGUGAUGAUUCCAGUAUUAAUAAAAGUUGUACUUAAACUGUG
Messenger RNA from Thunnus maccoyii (southern bluefin tuna), 12104 nucleotides. Its product is annotated as protein MTSS 2-like. Bases 612 to 3050 code for a protein of 812 amino acids. The transcript has 15 exons. Gene Ontology annotation, molecular function: actin binding; phospholipid binding. Gene Ontology annotation, cellular component: cytoplasmic side of plasma membrane; actin cytoskeleton. The record is from RefSeq and is a predicted model, not a curated record. Lineage: Eukaryota; Metazoa; Chordata; Actinopteri; Scombriformes; Scombridae. Gene Ontology annotation, biological process: plasma membrane organization; cell projection assembly.